Molecule: messenger RNA, 1495 nt
Organism: Protobothrops mucrosquamatus (brown spotted pit viper)
Lineage: Eukaryota; Metazoa; Chordata; Lepidosauria; Squamata; Viperidae
Gene: TMEM234
Product: transmembrane protein 234
Exons: 5
Coding region: 85-486 (133 amino acids)
Source: RefSeq, a predicted model, not a curated record
UACCCCUGGCCUAGAGCAACACCUUGCCGUCGGCUGCUUUCCAUUCAGAAAUGCCUUGCGGGACUCUAUGAUGCUCCGGUCGCCAUGGCGUCGCUGGGUGAUGUUGCAGCUUUGAUGUUGGUAGCAAUUCUUUGGGGAACAACCAAUCCGUUUUUGAAAAGAGGAACUGAGGGUCUGGAGCAGGUAAAGAGAGAAAGCAGACCUCAGCAGAUGCUGGCAGAAAUAAAGUUCCUUUGCCUGAAUUACAAGUACAUGUUGCCAUUUAUAGUAAACCAGUGUGGCUCCUUCAUCUACUAUCUUGCCUUAGCAUCCACAGACUUAACCCUGGCUGUGCCCCUUUGCAAUUCUUUGGCCCUGGUCUUCACAGUGGCAACAGGGAAAAUUCUUGGAGAAAACAUAGGUGGCACAAGGGCUGCCCUGGGAAUGCUCUUGACAGUCUUGGGCAUCGCCAUCUGCGUAGUUGCGUCUGGGCACAAAAAUCCGUGAGAGGUCUCCAAAGAAGAGGGGAAAUUCUGUGGAAGGCCAUUCUUAUCUGCGCAACUGCUGAUGCCACUCUCAAGAGUUGCAGCAUGGGGUAAACAAACCCAUGGCUCCAUGCUAGAAAGAGCAUGGUUCUUCAUAUCCUAGCAAUAGCUCCUUCAUGCACUUGGAUUUCAAAGAGCUCUGGGUUCCUAGAUCUUGUUUUGAUCUUCCUGUUAGCCAGAAACUUUGGAGACCCUGAGAAGCAGCAGGAUCAGGAGCCUUUUAAGUGAAUGCAGAAAGAUCUCAAAAGCGAUAGAUGCCCAGACAGAUCUGACUUAAGAGCACGAUCAAUUGCUACUAUUCAAAUAGGGUCUGUGUUGUGAAGGACGAAGGAGCAUGUUUUGGCACAAAAGUCUACAACGAGCAUAAAGUACUGGUUACAUGGCUCACACCAGAUUGAUACCCAGAAAUACAGUUUCGGAAGUCUAAGUUAGGCUUCAGAAUCCCUUGUGAUUCCUUCAUUACAGAGUUCCUAGUCCUCUAGUCCAGUGUUUCUCAAUCUUAGCAACUCGAUGAUAUAUGGACUUCAACUCUCAAAAUUCCCUAGCUUCCCAGGGCAUUCCGGAAGUUAAAAUCCACACACUUUCAAGUUACCAAGAUUGAAAAACACAGGUUCAUUUUAUCUAUGAAUAAUGUCAAUUUGCUUGCAUGAGUGGCAUGGUGGCCUAGAGGUGGAGCUCUUGCCUCACAAUCAGGAUCCUAGGUAGGGGCAGAUAUUUCUCUGGGCACAAAGAGUUCCCUGUAGGCGUCAGGAAAGGCAUCCAGACAGUAAACACAGCUCCAUUCACUUGCCCCAACUUCACCUUGAUGCAAGCGAUCACAGGAUUGUUAAAAAAACAAUGUCAGUUUUACUUGCAUAAGAAGCUCUUUAUCCCUCUAAGAUCUAAAAUCUGUUAACAUCGCCACGAGUUUGCCUCUUUUAAACUUGUAACUUAAACUUCUCUCCAGCGCUUUGAUUAAAGUAGUUUUAAUA